AUGGAUAAAUAUUUGAUCAAAAAAGACAAAUUGCUUGAUGGUUCCGACACUACUACGACUGACAAUGGUAUCAAAACCACAACGGGAAACACAACGGAUGCAGUACCAAGAUGCUCUGAAAAGACAGGAGUACCAGGUGACAUCGGAAAAGAAGACGUUCCAAAGCAACCGAGAAUAAAAUUUCCAGCGAAUUCUGGUCGCCAAUUUAGUAACAGCUGGCAAGAAACAGGGGGCUAUAUUGUACAAUGCCGAAAUAUAUCACCAGAAGCAGUUAGGAAAGCUUACGAUUUUUGUGCAACAUCUGAAAAUAUUAUUGUGAAAGCGGCAUUGGUUCUUCGAAAGCUCGUGAAAAGUAUAGAGAAAUCAGAAUUACCGGACGAUUCGACAAUAGAGACAUUGCAGAAAGGGGAGGCAAACCCCCAGACCAGAAUUAGUCAAUAUAAAUUCUUCCGUACACUUUUUGGAGGACCUAUCUACGAUAACCAUUCCACUAAAACUAUCAGAAGGGCAGGGUCAUCAAGCCAAGACGCUUUGUUCAUUGUUUCAAAUGGAACUAUAAAUCCAGCUAAACAUAUAAGUCUUGGUGGUGCUAUCAAGUCCCUGACAGGGACUAAGAAGAUGCUUACACUACUAAACAGAUUCGGACACUGCUCCAAUUAUAAUUUCAUAGAAGAAUUGGAAACUAUGGUUGGUGAAAAAAUCCAGAAUCAGAACACUUGUUUACCUGCUGAUUGCAAGAAAAAUGUACCUUUCGGUGUUGCUUUUGACAAUUUUGAUGAAUUGUGCGAGACGCUAUCAGGAUCAAAUACGUUGCAUGAUACUAUGGGUAUUAUGUAUCAGGCUGAGAGUAUCUCUUCUGAGUGCAUGAAUGUACCUGCAUCAACAAUUGGUAAAGGCUCAAACAGUAGGAAAAGAAAACUGGAUGUCACUGAAUUUAACCUGCAGCCUUACAGGAAAAAACCAAGAAUGACUAUUUUUGAAUACCAAUGUAGAGAUGUAUGGAAAUCCAUGGAUACCAAAAGGCGUAAAGGACAUCUGGAUUUCACAUGGAUGGUUUGCUAUGGUCUUAUGACAACAAAUAUUCCUUUGUGGGUUGGUUUCAAUUCUCAAUUCUACGUAGACGAGUUGCAGAAACAAAGGGUAAUGUACAUGAAGAAUUUGCAACAACCAAUAACUCAGCUUGAUGUAAUUCAACAUACACUAAAAAUUACUCAACAAUGUGCAGAAGAGAUUGGACAGAGCUAUGGCAUAGUAAGCUAUGACCUGAAUGCUGCAAAACCGGCCAUGCAAAUCCAGGCUACAGAAACGCCACUAUAUGACAAUAUUUUCAUCAUGCCCGGAGUGUUCCAUAUUGAAAUGGCUAUGUUUAAGGCUAUUGGCAAAGUUAUUGAUGGCUCAGGAGGUCCUGCUAUGCUCACAGAAUCUUUAGUAGUAUCAUCAGGUUCUUUGAAUGGCUUUUUAUCUGGUACACAUUUUAAUAGAUGUAAAAGACUUCAUCCGCUUUUAGCAGUAUCCCUAGAAACUUUGUUUUUUCAAAAGUGUUUGGAUCAAUACCCACAGGCUGAGGAUUUUCGAGACUUUAUAGCAAGCAUUGAUGGAAUGACCGGAUCAGAUAUUGUGGCCAAAUGUGAAGGCUUAUCUGAUUUACUCAACUCUGGCGUGUUUACAGUAAGAAGAACAGAUCAUAGUUUCAGCAGAAUUCUAACUUUGGAACAGUCAAUCAAUGCUAAUGCCGCUUCACGUCAAACUGGAUUGUCUCAUAUGACAAACAACUUUGGAGCUCGACAAAGAUGGGUGGUAACCAGGCCCUUUAGGGCUUUAAUGGUCAGUUCUAUUUUACAGAUGGCUGGAAUGUCUAAUCCCGAGAAUGCUUCAAAUGAACUAAAACCUACUCGAAUAAUGCGUGAUCACGAGGAUUAUUCUAAAAUUGUUAAACAAAUAAAAAAUUCUUGUGAUCCUUUUAUCUUACCAGAAGAUACAGAUGACUCUCUUAUUAACAUUAGUACUGGUAAAAGUGUGAAAUUAGAAAUAAAAAACAACCUGUUAACAAUAACAGAGAGAGGAGCAGAAUUGCAUAAGCAAUUCAUCGAAGAUUGUAUUGCUGAUCCAAACAGAUUUGAGAAACCUAUUAAAAGACAGAAACUUCUUACUUUCAGUGAUGGCUCCAUCAGGAAUACCAAAAGCACAAGUAACAAGGUAGCUAGUCUGAAAUGCACUCGGGAUUUGAUGGGGCAAUUGUUAUUGAUUGCUGUCAAUAGAAAAUUAGAUUUGGAAUACGUAUUGACAUAUCCACUGACUCCAGUACCAUUAUCCAUGUGCAACUAUGAUGGGACACUAGCAAAAACCGACAAAUCUACACUCUUCAGAGAAUUAGAGAAAAUGAUUAAUGGUGAAACUCUAACUACUCCUUCUCUUGACGCAUAUGUGAUUGACGGUAAUUUCUUGUUGCAUCUUUUACCCAAUAAAAUAUCGCCUACAUACGGAGGUCUGGCCUCUACCAUCUUGAUAAUGGCUACAUCAACCACUUCAAAAAGAGUUGAUCUCCUCUUUGACACCUAUAAAGAACCAUCAAUAAAAGAUUGUGAGAGGCAAAGAAGAGGGGCUGAAGAACAGGAAUUUGUAAUUACUAGUCCAGAUCAACUUCGUCCUCGUAAUUUGAGUGAUGCACUUAAAUCUACAUCAUUUAAAAAGAAUCUUCCAAGCUUUUUGAUUGAGGAAUGGAAGAAGUUACACUAUAGUACCAUCAUUAAAGAUUGCCAUCUAUAUAUCGGUCAUCUUAACCAAUGUCAUCAUUUUUUCGUUGAAAACCACGAAGUCCGUCAUGAGUGCAUUGCUACAAUGGAGUCAAAUCAUGAGGAAGCAGAUACAAUGAUAUGUUUUCAUGCCAAGGUUAUUGAUGAAACGGAACACCCAGGACACAUUGUGGAUGUGGCUGAUACUGCUUUUAUUACAUGUGAACCUUCUGCAGCAGAUGGUUGGUAUCUAAAAGACAGUCAUUACCAUAUAAAUUGGUUUGAUGGUUGUCAGAUGCCCGAAAGACUUAUCCCAGACGAUAUGGAUGAAACUGUGGAAUCAGAUGAUGAAUUAAUAUUAGCAGCAGGAUCUAGUGAUGAAAGUGAUGCGGAUGAAUAA
Lottia gigantea (owl limpet) is the source of this 3132-nucleotide messenger RNA. RefSeq lists its product as hypothetical. Bases 1 to 3132 code for a protein of 1043 amino acids. Lineage: Eukaryota; Metazoa; Mollusca; Gastropoda; Lottiidae. The transcript has 4 exons. The record is from RefSeq and is a predicted model, not a curated record.